AAAACAUUUUGCAUUUAAGGCAAGUGAUUCGUGACAGUGACUUGUGAAUGAACCUUAGGACCUUUAGGACCCAGCACGAAAGGUGGCAGAAAGCAUUGCGUGACGUUUUGAAGAUGGGUUUGGUUUGAACAAACGAAUAAUAGAGUUAAAGAUGAAGCUUGUCGUAUUGGGUGGCACUGGUCAGACGGGGCAGCACCUAGUAAACCAGGCACUGCAACAAGGGCACACCGUUACAGCUGUGGUGAGGAACCCAGGCAAAAUGACAGUAUCACAUGAGAACCUGAAGGUCGUGGAGGGAAAUAUCUUCUCGGAGGACAGCCUGAAGCCACACUUCCAGGGCCAUGAUGCAGUGCUCUCCUGUCUUGGUUUCCCCACAUCAUUUUUCUCUGGAGUCACAGGCUACACCCAGUCAAUGAAUGCCACCCUCAGUGCCAUGAGAGAGGCCAAAAUCAAUCGUGUCAUCACCAUGACUUCCUGGUAUACUGCCCCUGGAUCUUCAGACACUGCUCCAUUUUUCAUCCGUAACAUGCUGAUUCCAAUGAUCCAGAGUGUGCUCACCAACAUGCAUGAAAUGGAGGGCAUUUUGAAGAAGACUGAGGACAUCAACUGGACAGUCGUUCGACCUCCUGGACUCGGGAAUGCACCUGAAACAGACAAAGAGAUUGUGACUCAUGAAGGGUACUCUGUCCCUGAUGUCAGCGGACAGUCUGUUGCCAGGGGUGACGUCGCUCGCUUCAUGCUUUCUCUCCUGGGCAACAAUACUUGGCUGAAGAAGGGUGUCGCCAUGGCCACCAAAUGAACUGUUGAUGUUACUUUGUGUAAUUCAGUGUUCGCUCAAGAACCAGACUGCAAAAUAAAACCAAGACCAAAUCAUUUGAACAUGAACAUGAAGAGAAAUGUCAAUCGUUAACUCAGACUAAGAGCCCUGUUCCUUCAUUAUCCUCACAGAAAAAGCCAUGGAGCCCAUUUAUUCACCUGUCAUAUGUGUUUACAUACUCUAGUUAACAUACUAGUCACUAAAUCACAUCACCUGUGGAACAACCCAAUCUCAGAGACUUAGAUCUUUGCAAGUUGCAAGUUUAGGACUGAAUUCACAUCGGUGCCUUAAUUUUGUAAUUGCAAGUUACAUGUAAAUGUGUAUGUAAUGUGUUGUACUGUGUGCAAUCAUACACUAGACUCUAAUCUAGUCAGUUAGACAGUGCUCAAAUCACCUUUAUAAGUUCAUGAGUGUAUAUGUGAAUAUUAGCAUGUUAUCUGUUUGGCCUGGAAAUAGAAAAUAAUGAGGUCACAACUUUGACAGUACAGUAAUGCCACCGCAAUAUGAAAUAGGCAGCAAAACCAAAUAAUUUUUCUAUGGGAAAGUUUUUUUGUAAAAAAAUUAAAUAGUUCACUUGUGCUACAACAAUAA
Molecule: messenger RNA, 1408 nt
Organism: Alosa sapidissima (American shad)
Lineage: Eukaryota; Metazoa; Chordata; Actinopteri; Clupeiformes; Clupeidae
Exons: 5
Coding region: 152-799 (215 amino acids)
Source: RefSeq, a predicted model, not a curated record